Molecule: messenger RNA, 2485 nt
Organism: Trifolium pratense (red clover)
Lineage: Eukaryota; Viridiplantae; Streptophyta; Magnoliopsida; Fabales; Fabaceae
Product: receptor-like protein kinase THESEUS 1
Exons: 1
Coding region: 539-2197 (552 amino acids)
Biological process (GO): protein phosphorylation
Molecular function (GO): ATP binding; protein kinase activity
Source: RefSeq, a predicted model, not a curated record
ACAAAGCUUAGAUAUAACAAGAGCAUUGGUAGCUAAAUAACUUAGAAGUUGGGUUUCAACUUUCAAUCAAUGCUAUUGUAGAUUACAGACUUUACUACUGUGGUUUUAGCAAAACUAUUUUGUUUCAUUUCAUCAAUAUAUACUCUAUAAAAGGAACAAUCAUGGUAAUGCCAAAAAAAGUUCCAAAAUAUACACAUUUUUUUCUAAUUCUUUUACUAAUCGCGGUGUCUAACGAAUCAUUUUCCUCAUCAUUCAUUCCAAUUGAUAAUUAUUUGGUCGCUUGUGGUUCUUCCCACGAUAUCAAUUUUCAGGGUCGAACUUUCAUACCUGAAUUUAAAUUUAAACAUUCAAACCUUCAAAUAAUAGCCAACAAAAAAAUUGAAGUUACCUCUAAAUUCAACAGUACACUUUCACCACUCUAUAACUCAGCUCAACUCUUCUUGGAAAAGGCAUCAUUUAAAUUCAAAAUUCAACAAACAUCAGUGCUCAAAAUGUAUCGAUUGAAUUCACCCCUUUCACAGAAUUCACCCUUGAAACAAUGUAUCGAUUGAAUGUGGGAGGCGCAGAUAUCAGUGCUCAAAAUGAUACACUCAGUAGGAAUUGGGAGAGCGAUGAAACUUACUUUCAGUCCACCACCACUGGUAUGAAUAUUUCAACAAACAUUUCUACUAUCAAGCAUCCUGAUUUCAUAGAAUUUACAGCUCCACCAAUGGUUUAUAUUAUUGCUAAAUCCUUGGGAAGUCUCUCAGGGGGUUACAAUUUAAGCUGGGAAUUCCGUGUAAGCCCAAAUUUUUUGUACUUUGUUCGUGUGCAUUUUUGUGACAUGAUUAGCAGCUCUACUAACUCUAUGGUUUUGGAUCUAUUUAUGAAUGGAUACAUUGCUUUUCAAAGUCUUGACCUGUUAAGAGUUUCUGGUGACCUUGCUGAGCCGUAUUACAAAGACUUUGUGUUGAAAAACACAGAGGAAACACUCACAGUAAGUGUUGGUCCUGCUACAAUGUCUAGUAUACGAAAUGCAACGAUGAAUGGGAUAGAGAUAAUGAAGUUCAUUAACAAAGUUGAUGCGUCAAAAAAAGAAAACAGAGUUAACAAUGUUCUAACAAAAACUUCAGAACUAAGCAAGACAUCAAAAUUGGUCAUUAUAAUUGGAUGUGGCGUCUUUGUUGUAAUAUUUCUAGCAUUUCUUGGACUAUCAUUUUGUUACUUAAAAUCCUGCAGGUUGAAGAAAAAUUCAGUAAAUGCUUGCGAAUUUCUGAGGCAUUUUACUUUACAUGAGAUCCAACACGCAACAAAUGGUUUUGAUGCUGAGCUGCUUAUUGGAGUAGGAGGAUUUGGAAAGGUGUACAAAGGAACACUUGAUAAUGGGAAAAUAGUAGCCAUAAAAGUAGCCAUUCCUGAAUCUAGACAAGGUCUCGAUGAAUUCUAUAACGAGAUUGAGUUGUUGUAUGGUCUUCGUCAUCAAAACCUUGUCUCCCUUGUAGGUUGUUGUAAUGAAGACUCUAAACUGAUUGUGGUGUACAACUACAUGGCAAAUGGAUCUCUCAGUAGUCAUUUAUAUGGGAGGGACUUUGUUCCUCUGUCUUGGAAACAACGCCUUGUGAUAUGUUUAGGGGCUACAAAGGGGCUUUUAUAUCUUCACACUGGAGCUAAACAGAGCAUAAUUCACUGUGAUGUCAAGACAACAAACAUUCUCUUGGAUGAAAAGUUUGUGCCAAAAGUUGCUGAUUUUGGCAUAUCAAAAAGGGGUCCUCUUCUUGAUAAAAGCCAUGUUACAACCAAUGUAAAGGGUAGUUUUGGCUAUGUUGAUCCAGAAUAUUUUUGGACUAAGUAUCUCACUAAGAAAUCAGAUGUUUACUCAUUUGGGGUGGUGUUGAUUGAAGUUAUAUGUGGGAAGCCUGCUUUAGAUGAUACCCGUACGACACAGGAGAUGAAUUUGGCACUGUGGGCAUUAAGCUGCCAUAAAAAAGGUACUUUCAAUGAAAUGGUAGAUCCAUAUUUGAUUGGAAAAGUUAAUAUGGAUUCUCUAAACAAGGUUUUAGAGUUGGCAUGGAAGUGUUUGGAGGAGCGUCGGGUUAACAGACCAUCAAUGGGGUAUGUAUUAUGUCAACUAGAAGAGGCUCUCCAUCUUGAGUUGGCUUCACAUGUUUUGAAUGACAAUGACAUUGAAUUUAGUGAUGAUAUAGAAGCUGUUGUUUGAAAUUUGAAACCAUAGACUCCUUGUGGUUAUUAUAAAGGUCUCAUAAGUGUUUUGUAUUGUAGGAACCAAAAAGUUUUUAGAGUAAAUCUAUUUAUCUAUUUAUAAUAUAAUAUAAUAUAUAAACUUUUAGGAUUGAAAUUUUGACCAAAAUAUGAAUGUGUAACAAAUAUUUAUGAAGCAUUUUAGAACUAUUUUUGUGAAUUUUAAUUAUUGGGGCACGUGAUCAAUAUAGAUAGAGAUUCGUUUAAAGUCGAAGCAGUUUUGAUGUGGAAGAUCCCUAACACAGUA